This is a messenger RNA of Heterostelium album PN500, 714 nucleotides long. Its product is annotated as RCC1 domain-containing protein. The transcript has 2 exons. Bases 1 to 714 code for a protein of 237 amino acids. Lineage: Eukaryota; Evosea; Eumycetozoa; Acytosteliales; Acytosteliaceae. The record is from RefSeq and is a predicted model, not a curated record.
AUGGUUGCAGCUGGUUGGGGACAUUCAUUGGCACUGACAGACAAUGGUGCUAUCUAUGGCUGGGGAUGGACAAACGAUGGUCAACUCGGUUCUAUUUCAAAUGAAAAAGAUAAACCCGUUCCACUACCAAAGGAAAUAUCGAUGGAACAACCCGAGUUCUCUGGUAAUAUUGUUGGUAUCUAUGCUGGCUCUGACUAUUCAAUGUCAUUGACCAGAGACGGUCGUUUGAUAUCCUGGGGAAGUGGUGAGUUUGGUCAGCUGGGUCAUGGAGAUUGUCAACAUAGCAACACGCCCACAGCGAUCAAUGGAUUCGAAGCGAUUCGUUUUGUAUCAUGUGGGUUCUCACAUACUAUGAUCAUCGAUAGUAAAGGUGAUCUUUAUACAUUCGGAUGGAAUGGCAGUGGUCAGCUUGGAUUGGGUGACAAGUCAAAUAGAAGUGUACCGACACUGGUCGAUCCAAUGUUGUUUUGUGGGGAGAAACUAAAGAUGGUGGCAGCGGGUAGAGCUCACUCCGUGGCACUAACAGAAUCCGGUCGUUUAUUCACAUGGGGAAGUGGGUCAAAAGGAAAGCUUGGCAAUGGUGAUACCUCCAAUGAACUAUUGGUACCAACACAACUGUACGACAUUGACGAAAAUCAAAUUGAAACACCAAAAGUUGUAAAUAUAGCCACUGGAUUCGAUCAUACUUUAAUACAAACUAAAUCGAUUAUUUAA